AUGAUGAUGCUAAAGCCAAACUCAAGCACAAGAGUGAUCUUGGGUGUGUGCCUUGUGCUCGUUUCCUUGGCCCUCGCAAACUCCAGCGCCACCUGCCCCGCCGACGUCGUAUUGAGACUCGAUUCUUGCUCCCACUUCACUACUUGGAUAGUCGGCGGCGGCGGAAACCCUGAAAAGGCGGAAUGCUGCGGCGUCAUUGGUGGUCUUGACAACCAGCGGGCGGCCGACUGCCUCUGCGUAGUCCUCGGAGGUGAUCUCCUCGGCAACAAAGUUGAUUCCGCUCUUGGACAGAUUUUGAAUGCCUGCAAGAAGCAAAAACCUGCGGGUUACAAAUGUGCUUAA
Molecule: messenger RNA, 342 nt
Organism: Salvia miltiorrhiza (redroot sage)
Lineage: Eukaryota; Viridiplantae; Streptophyta; Magnoliopsida; Lamiales; Lamiaceae
Product: putative lipid-binding protein AIR1B
Exons: 1
Coding region: 1-342 (113 amino acids)
Source: RefSeq, a predicted model, not a curated record